Molecule: messenger RNA, 1371 nt
Organism: Neoarius graeffei (lesser salmon catfish)
Lineage: Eukaryota; Metazoa; Chordata; Actinopteri; Siluriformes; Ariidae
Gene: glra1
Product: glycine receptor, alpha 1
Exons: 10
Biological process (GO): chemical synaptic transmission; signal transduction; chloride transmembrane transport
Cellular component (GO): postsynaptic membrane; plasma membrane; synapse
Molecular function (GO): glycine binding; transmitter-gated monoatomic ion channel activity; extracellularly glycine-gated chloride channel activity
Source: RefSeq, a predicted model, not a curated record
CUGUCGGCCACUGGGCUCUUCUUCUAUUUCUCUAUCUUAUUUUUCAGCUUGGCAGCAUCCCAGCAAGCUGCAGCACGGAAAGCUGCCUCCCCAAUGCCCCCUUCAGAAUUCUUGGACAAACUCAUGGGGAAAGUGUCUGGGUACGACGCAAGAAUCAGACCUAAUUUUAAAGACCCACAAGGCCCCAAAUCGGAUGGUACUCACAAGAAAGGUCCACCUGUGAAUGUAACAUGCAACAUUUUUAUUAACAGUUUUGGAUCCAUUGCUGAAACAACAAUGGAUUAUAGGGUGAACAUUUUCCUGAGACAGGAGUGGAAUGACCCUCGACUGGCUUACAGUGAAUACCCUGAUGACUCCCUUGACCUUGACCCCUCCAUGUUGGACUCCAUUUGGAAGCCAGAUUUGUUCUUUGCCAAUGAAAAGGGCGCCAAUUUCCAUGAGGUUACCACUGACAACAAGCUGCUGAGGAUCUCUAAAAAUGGGAACGUUUUGUAUAGCAUAAGGAUAACGCUGGUUCUGGCCUGUCCCAUGGACCUGAAGAAUUUCCCGAUGGACGUGCAGACUUGUAUAAUGCAGCUGGAGAGCUUCGGUUACACGAUGAACGAUCUGAUAUUUGAGUGGGACGAAAAAGGUGCUGUGCAGGUGGCUGAUGGACUAACGUUACCUCAGUUUAUCCUGAAGGAGGAGAAAGAUUUACGCUACUGCACCAAACACUACAACACAGGGAAGUUCACGUGCAUCGAGGCCCGCUUCCAUCUGGAGAGGCAGAUGGGCUACUACCUGAUUCAGAUGUACAUCCCCAGUCUGCUAAUCGUCAUCCUGUCCUGGGUGUCCUUCUGGAUCAACAUGGAUGCUGCUCCUGCUCGUGUGGGCCUGGGCAUCACCACGGUGCUCACCAUGACAACGCAGAGCUCAGGCUCCAGAGCCUCUCUGCCAAAGGUCUCCUAUGUGAAGGCCAUUGACAUCUGGAUGGCUGUGUGCCUGCUGUUCGUCUUCUCAGCUCUGCUGGAGUAUGCUGCCGUCAACUUCAUCGCUCGCCAGCACAAAGAGCUGCUGCGCUUUCAGAGGAGGAGACGACACCUAAAGGAGGAGGAAGCAGGUGAAGGGCGCUUCAGCUUUGCCGCCUACGGCAUGGGCCCUGCGUGUCUGCAGGCCAAAGACGGCAUGGCCAUCAAGGGCAACAACAAUGCGCCUGCCUCCAGCAUGCCACCUGAGAAGAGCGUCGAGGAGAUGCGCAAGCUCUUCAUCAGCCGCGCCAAGCGUAUUGACACGGUGUCGCGGGUCGCCUUCCCACUCGUCUUCCUCAUUUUUAACAUUUUCUACUGGAUCAUUUACAAGAUCAUCCGCAGCGAGGAUAUUCACAAGCAGUAA